ACACACACACACGCACGCACACGCACUAGACUGCGCUCUGACUCUUAGUCUUCAAACCGGAGCUCCAACAACCUGGAACUGUGCGACAAACAGCACCGAGGAGACGGGGAAGCUUGUACCAUGCAGCCCGGAGAGGAGGACAGCCUGGGACCGUUGAUUUUUGAGCCUUUUCUACAUUGACGGAGUAUUCCCCCCCCCCCCCCUCUUUUCUUGGGGACAUUACUGCGAUCUAAUUGAUCUGACAUACCUUCACUCUCAUCCACGCACCCGCGCGCGCUCUCGUAUAACCGUACGGAUACCCGUUGCCGUUGAACAUUAGUGGGGAGCUAAAACAGUGAGGGAAGCACCUGGCAACAUGGAUUUAUUCUCCAUCCCACCCCGCGUUUGCUGGUGGAGGAUCCUGUUUCUCCUCAGCAUCUUCAAAGAUUAUAUGAGCUCCAUGCUGGACUGCCCACCGACCUGCCGUUGUUCUACUACAAACAUCUUUUGCAAUGAGUCUUACCAAGGGAAUUUCUUUCCCCUCCUGGCACCGCAGGACACCGCGAGCGAUGGGAAUACCACUAACAGCCUCCCGGACCUGUUUGAGAACAUCUCCUCCAUACACAUUGAGAACUGGUCGGGCUUGCAGACUUUGAGGGACGUUGACAUGGAGUUGUACACUGGGCUUCAGAGACUGAACAUUGUGAACUGCAACUUGCGUACGAUUCAGUCACGAGCCUUCGCCAAGAACCCCAACCUGCACUACAUAAACUUGUCUGGGAACCCUCUGACAACUCUCUCAUGGCAACUCUUUCAGAAUCUCCAACUUUUCGAGCUGAAACUGGAAAGAGUGGUGUUUAACUGCAGCUGCAAUAUCCGUUGGAUCCAGCUGUGGCAGCAGCGAGGCGAAGCCGGACUCCAUAACCAGCAGCUGUUCUGCAACGGAGUCUCCAAGAUCCCUCUACAGUUCAUGAACAUCUCAAACUGUGAUUUGCCGGAAAUCAGUGUAAGUCACAGUAACCUGACGGUGAUAGAGGGUGACAGGGUCACAAUCACCUGUAAUGGGUCAGGAGUGCCGGUACCGGAAGUGGACUGGACUGUUGGCGGACUUCACUCCAUUAACACACACCAAUCCAAUCAAUAUCCACCCAAUGUCCACUCCAUCAACUUAACUCUGGUCAACGUCAGCAGAGAUGAUAACAGCUUCAUGCUGACCUGCAUUGCAGAGAAUGUAGUUGGGAUGACUAAUGCCUCAAUACAGCUUUCAGUACAGUUCCCCCCUGUUAUCAUCAAGUUUGAGGAGCCGCAGAAGUGGCACGACACGUGUAUGAUCUUCACAGUGCGUGCAAACCCUCUGCCCACCCUGCGCUGGUACUAUAAGGGUGAGGAGAUCAAGCCGACUGAUUACGUCCAUCCAGAGAUGGAUGAAUACCAGGACAAUCUAGAGGGAUGCCUCAUGUUCAAAAACCCCACACACCACAACAAUGGCAAUUACACGUUGGAGGCCAGCAACUUCCUGGGCGUGGCUGUCAAAACUGUGUACGCCCACUUCCUACAGCCACCGUUUGAUGACUACCCAGAUUAUGUGAGUCCAACUCCGACGGCUAUGACACAGCGGCCUGAAGAGGACACGUUUGGAGUGUCGAUUGCAGUUGGCUUGGCUGGCUUCGCAUGCGUUCUCCUUCUCGUUAUGUUUGUGCUAAUCAACAAAUAUGGCAGACGUUCAAAGUUUGGCAUGAAAGGACCCGUGGCUGUGAUCAGUGGUGAAGAAGACUCCGCCAGCCCCCUCCAUCACGUCAAUCACGGCAUCAUAACCCCAUGCACCCUAGAUGCCGGGCCAGACGCUGUGGUAAUCGGCAUGACUCGUAUCCCAGUGAUCGAAAACCCACAGUAUUUCCGGCAUGGGCACAACUGCAACAAGCCUACAACUUAUGUACAGCACAUUAAACGCAGAGACAUCGUGCUCAAGAGGGAACUGGGCGAAGGAGCCUUUGGGAAGGUGUUCCUGGCAGAGUGCUACAACCUAAGCCCCUCUAAGGACAAGAUGCUCGUGGCUGUCAAGACCCUGAAGGAUCCCACCCUUGCGGCGAGGAAAGACUUCCAGCGGGAGGCCGAGCUCCUGACCAACCUUCAGCAUGAUCACAUAGUGAAGUUCUACGGUGUCUGUGUAGAUGGAGAUCCGCUUAUCAUGGUCUUUGAGUACAUGAAACACGGAGACCUCAACAAGUUCCUCAGAGCUCAUGGUCCAGAUGCAAUGAUCCUGGUUGACGGACAGCCGCUGCAGACCAAUGGGGAACUGGGUUUGUCUCAGAUGCUGCACAUAGCCAGUCAGAUCGCAUCAGGGAUGGUCUACCUGGGGUCUCAGCACUUUGUGCACCGUGACCUGGCCACACGCAACUGCCUGGUGGGCAACGGGCUGCUGGUGAAAAUCGGAGACUUUGGAAUGUCAAGAGACAUCUACAGCACUGACUACUACCGGGUGGGAGGACACACAAUGCUGCCCAUUCGCUGGAUGCCACCAGAAAGCAUCAUGUACAGGAAGUUCACGACGGAGAGUGAUGUGUGGAGCUUUGGCGUCAUCCUCUGGGAGAUCUUCACCUAUGGCAAGCAACCAUGGUUUCAGCUGGCAAAUAAUGAGGUAAUCGAAUGCAUCACACAAGGACGUGUGCUGGAGAGGCCACGGGUUUGUCCCAAGGAAGUGUAUGACAUUAUGCUGGGAUGCUGGCAGAGGGAACCACAGCAGAGGUUGAACAUCAAAGACAUCCAGAAAAUUCUUUAUGCCUUGGGCAAAGCCACACCUGUCUACCUGGAUAUCCUGGGCUAGUGUUUGUUGGGAAUAUGUGUGGAUGUCUGCGUCUAUCCAUCAGAGGAACGAACAACCUGGGAUUUACCCAAAACAACACUGUCAGACACCUACAACAUGGGGAUGGACUUAAGUGCCUGCUACUCCUUUCGAUACACUGGAUAACAGUCUUUAAAAAGCACUUUUACAUUUUGUUUACUUGCAUAUAAAGAUGUACAGUUCUACUGCAAGAAGAGGAGUCUCAUUUCUCUAUUUCUUUAGUUUUUCUUUUCGUUUUGGUAAGAACAGCCUACUUCAAACUCUAAAAAAGGAAUAAUGGAAAAUUCCCCCUAAAGUAUUAAAAAAAUAUCUUUUUUUUCCAUUUCUUGGCUGCUUGACAACUCUCCCAGUGGUUAUUUGUUUCAUAAAUAUAUAUAUUUUUAAUUUAUUUUUCUUUCUCCAAGUGUGGAUGUAUGCCAUGUUUCUUGCUAAGGGUAUAUCGCCUUUUGGAUAUGACUGCUCACCGUUGCCAUGUCAGAUGAUUGGCAAGGACUUUUUUCAGAAAAAGCCUUACUGCGCUGUGAUUGGCCGGAUCUUCUCUUUGUCGCUACAGGGAGUAUCCAACAGGGCUUUUAAAUAUUCUGAGGAGCUUUUUAGUGAAUAGAUGAACUUGAAGGAACCACCAAUCAAUACAGAGGAGUUUAUUUAAAAAAAAAAAAAAGAAAGAAAAAAAAAGAUUGUAUAUAAUGUAAAUUUCUGUGUCACAAGCGACAGUAUGUUAACUUAUUUCAUUUCCUGAUUAGAUGAUUUUAGUUCCUUGGUGUGCUGUUACGGUGAGUGAAUUCUAUAAAUAUUUUGAUAAUAUUUUAAUGUUUUUAUUUUUCACAUGUCCAUAGAAUGUAUGCUGAUAUUUCUAAAUGAGCUUCUUUAUUUUAUUUAAUUUUUUUCCCCUCUUUGGGUCCAACCAAGAGCUAGAGAACGGUUAGCGUUUCGAUGGUGGAACACACCGUAAUGGGAAAGUCAUGAGACGUAGCCUCGCUCCUUGUAUUCCAGAGACCAUUUGCUUUUUAAACGAAUGUAACAGGAAAGGUAGAUGUAUUUCCCAAAGCAAGCUCAUGCCCAGAAAAUAUUAAUAGGCCUAUUCCAUUCAUUAACACUCAUUGCAUUUAUGAUUAUGCUUUUUGCAAACAUAUUAUAUUGUCCUUUCCUUUCCUUUGAGUAAUAAAAGGUUAAGCUAUCUGGAAGAACUAGCAUGUGCAAAAAAACAUUAUAUAUAUAUAAUUUUUAUAAUAAUCCUUUCCUAGUUCAGUGACUUUUUUUUACUACUUUCCUCUAAAAAAAAUAUUGUAGCUGCUAAUGGAGUCAUCAAAAUAUAAUAGAGUGUAAUCCAUAACAAUGUUUUGGAUUCUGUCAGGUAAUACAUAUUAUUUUCUCCCAAUUGUUUUAGAAGACUGUAUACACAAUUGUGGGGUAACUUAAUUGUGUAUUCAAGAUGGAGCUUUCCUAAGACUUAAGGGCUUCUUUUCAACAUUCUUCAUUUAUUCUGAAGUGACAUUUGGAUUUUAUUGUAAUGUGCUCUCUCAUUCACUCUCUCUUGCACAGUUUUGCUGGUUCAUGCUUUUCAUUCAAGAUGAUCUGUGGCUCAGUGUUUGUCUGAUGAUAAAUCUGUAAUCACUGCACAUAGAGUACAUCAGCCAAGUAAACUUUAGUUCAGCUUUGGCUGCAGAUGUGUGCAAAUGAUUCUUGAGCAUACAAUCUGUGACAUUUCAAAAAUGAAUCUUGAAUUCUGCUUAACUCUCACACAUAUUAACAGCGGAACAUUAAUAUGUAUUUCAUGAGUGCUCACGUUGACUCUCGCAACUUCAUCCCACCCAUUACCAAAAGUGAAACUUGUCAAAAACUUUCCUGCUUUUUCCACUUAAAUUGGUGUUUGAGGCAACCUGCCCAUCAGAGUUCAUCAGAACAGAUUUGCGCUUAACCAUAAUCUCACCCUUCGCAUCAAGAAAAGUUCCUGACAUAGAGGAAGUCACUUAAACAUUUGUUGAUCUUGUUGUGUGGUUUCUUUCUGCUUCCCACUGUGGCCAGAUAAUUCUCUCCACAUCUAUGACAAGGGGGAAAUUGCAAAAGUCUUUCAAUAAGACCGCCAGCGAUGUGCUUACGUGUGAUAAGAUGCUUCUCAUUUUGAUUUUCUCGUUGGCUGCAGGGCCCUGCUGCAGAUAUUCACUGACUUCACAAUUUUUCCCAAGCUUUCGUGCAGAAAAGUAACAGAGGAGAUUUACCCUGGUAUGGGUACCCAAAUGCUUGCUCAAAAUGUUUGAGGUUCAUUUAAGUAAACAUGUACACCUGCAUCCCAAGACUUCAUUUCAAGCGCAGUCCUCUUUACUGAAUGUAAUUUCUGCAAAUCUUUCACUGAUGUGGCAUACCAGAUUUUACAUGUCAAUUGUAGCACAGAGUGAGCAUUCACGCUGAAUUAGGUUCUAAUUAGAAGGAAACAGACAAAAUGUCAGUUUUGGCAAUGACACCAAUUCCCAGAUUUCCUGUAAAGAGACAAGGCUUGGAGAAUGCAUGUGGGGAUAAUUUCCUGAAUUAUCAUGAACAGGCUUUUAUGUCUUUGGUCUUUGUUCAACCUCUUUUUCAGUGUGGGCAAUUUUCGGUAAAAACCUUUCUUGCCCAAUUAUUUCUCUAAUAAAAUAUUGGUUUAUUCAAAAAAGUAAACAUAACAAUAUAUUCAUCAUUUGAACAUUGUCUGGGCAUUUUUUAUGACCGUUUUUUGAAACAAGGAUUAUACCCUCAUGCUUCUCAACAUUUGUGUAUGUUGCAACAAAAUGUAACAUUACUGCAUUUAGUACUUGCAUGUUUCCUAAAGGACUGUGGAUUGUGGCUUACUGUUGUGAAUCGGUCAGGGCAGCGAUUACUGAAGAUUAUUUGAGUCAUUGGGUACAUAACUGUGACUAACAGGGUUGAAAGAAUCAGACAUUUGUCUGUGGUUUACUCUGUGAGCCCGAUCGUUGCUCGACGACCUGUGAAAGGUGGAUUAUACAAACGUGGCAAGGAGAGGUGGGGUGGCUGUAUCGUUAUCGCCUGAAGCCGUCGGAGAACAGGCGUGAACUGAAUUAGCAGUUUCUGUAAAUGAAAGGACGUGAGCGUGAGAGCCACAGCUGGUUUGGAGAGGGGGAUCAGAUGAGAAAGAGUGGGACAGCAAGGUGACAGUAGGGCAGCUCCAGGGGUUGCCGUGACUCUAAUGACUUCACCUUGCAGAAAUGGGUGGAAAUUACCAAUGAAAUGAGUUUUUGGCCCGGGCUUUUAGAUAUCCCUUAAAUAUGAUGGCCAGUCUUUCGGUAAUCCUCCCGAGGCAGAGAAGAGAGGUGUGCGGGGAAAAAGCAAGGGUUUGGAGAGAUGAAUCAGUGAAGGUCACACAUUAACAGAGUGGAUAGAAGUGCCACAGCGCUGUCUGUUGGCAGGCUAACCGAGUCGAGUUGAGCAUUCAGAGCUGUGAGGCAAGCAGAAUCUCCCUCUCUCGCUUACCGCCACUAUGGCAGCGAAUAAGCGCAGGGCGAUUGAUGAGAGGUUUAAGACCUUAAUCAUGAGGAGAAGAAGCGAGGCAGGAAGCUGGAACAUUACAUCUGGAAUGAGCUCUCUUUCAGCACUUCAUAACCGUGCAGAAGGGCUGCAGAAACCCAGCACUGUCAUGCUUCGCUGCUGAUCUCAGAUCAGCCCUCUCCUCAUCCAUUUAUCCUACCUUCUGUGGGGUUGAUUUACUGCAUGCAAGACUGCCUUACUGGGGCAAAGUGAAGAAGAACAACUAUAAUUGCCUAAUCGCCUCCUAAAAUGUUGCUAUAAUCAGAUGCAGAGGCAAAUCGUUUUAAUACGUUACGUGUUAACUUUUUAACUUGAAUUACUGCCUUUGAUAUAUUCUGUUUUGAGCACUAAGAUGCAAUACUAAUCCAAGCGUAGCUUCUUUAGAAACCAGUAACAACCCCAUCAAAUUACCCGACCAGCUUUUAGAACUCAUUUAGCACCCUGACACUUGAUGUGGCCACCUGGAGCAAUAAUCUCAAAGAGAUGCAGUCACGCUGAAUAUCUUACUGAUUGAAUCUGUUAUCCCAAAGUCGCUACAGAUCUUCAGCUGUCACUGUGGCUCACAUAAAAAAAUAUUAUCCGUUUUUGCCUCCAGGAUAAAACUAAUUUUCAUUGCCUUCAAAACAUUUAAUUAAAGAUGCUUAUCUGAUUUGAAACCCCACUCCUAAAUUACAAAUGAGGCUACCAGAACAAGUCCUUAUCUACCUCCAGUGCAUUGCCACUUAAGUACUCUUAAUGUACUCUGGAAAGAAGCAGUUCCAAACUUGCAGUCGAUUCAUGGCACGCUCUGCUGAUGAUAUGAAUAGCAAUGGUAAUGUUUUUAUACAUCUGAAGCAGCUACAUCCCUGAGAAAGUGCUAGCUGCAUUUUGGGAGCCUGACUCAGCACAUGCUGCAGUUACUGUAUACUCUGGGCACAUGGACAAGCAUGUGAAUCUUGUUGCUUAGAACCUAAAGUGAUCUAUAGUUUAGGCCAACAGAUCUCCUGAGCUGUGGGAAAAGCUGAAACUGCUUUCAAGGACAGUUGUGCAUUUACCUCCGAAAGCAUUGCCAAUUGCAACUCUGGAUUUCUUUAAAAGGGAGCUUAAAAUUGACUGCGGCAUUAAGACUUCAGAUGGGGAUGUCACCCCAGAGCAAUCUCCUGCACUGUCAGCAGACUUUGACAUCUAGAUUAACCUUCCUGCUGUGAGCAUGCUGACAGCUCUCAUUGGGAUGCAAGAAGCAUCUCUGAUCUUCUAUUCCAAAGGUACUUUGGCCCCCUCUCUCCCUGUUUGAAAGGGAAAGUAGGAAGCAUGAGCCAGCACAUGCACACUAAUCCAAGGAAGGUCCUUACGUGUGUCCGUGUGGGAAGGGAUGUUAUCGCCUUUGGAAUGGAAAUGUUGAACAAAAGGUGAUCUUUCCCAGCCUUCCCCAAGUUUCCCAGUCCAGCAGCAAGCAAAAGAUACACAAAAAGGCCUAGGUGGAUAUAGUAAGUCUCUUUCAAGUCUUUUUCAACAGAACAGUUUUAUUUCCUAAUAGAGACUACGGCCCUUUGUUCCACAGAAGAAUGUGUGUCAAUCACAACAAAAGGGAAGUGAGCUCCUUUGAGCUCUUGCACAGUCUCUAAAAUGUAUUAUUCAACCUCUGGUCAACUGUGUGAGAAAGUUGUUUACCAAGGUGAUUACUACAAAGUAGUUCCAACUUUGAGCGAAAAGUUAUUUCACCUGUAAUUGUUUUUUUUAUUUUUUUUAUUUACUUGUGCCAGCUAAUGACUGUAACCUUGUUGGUCAAAGCUCAAUAUCUAAACAGCAUGACGAUUAGUCAUCAACCCCUUUGUCGGCCAAAUUUGUAAAAUAAAUUGCCAGUUGUCAACUCAAUAAGGAGCCAAUAUGUCAGUUUUUCUUUUUAUCAGAAGGCUUUUGAAAUAUCUUUGUUGCAGUAUCCUUGCGUAUAAGAUUUUAAGUGCUGGGGAGAAAAAAAGUCUAAGCUACUCCCUGCCUUGCCAAGAUCUUGUUGAUGAAAACAUCAGCUUAAUCCAGGUUGGUUCUCUGAUCAGCUAAUUUAGCUGGACUGGGAGAUCAGCUAAGACCAGCUACUCAUCUUAGGAGUUAUUUUUUACUACAUGAUUGUAAUUCUGAAGGCACUGUUUAUAACACUGCCAUUACUUUAAUUCAUGGUUCCUACAUCCCAACAAUUAUCUGUCGUUUCAGAGGCAAGCGAAUGUGAGCCUGUGAGACACUCUGUGAGACCAAUUGCUGAGAAACCACUUUAAAUGUCUUCAUUUGCAGCAUGGCUUACAGUAGAACACCCCUGCAGUGUUAAGAGGGUGCUAGCAGGGACCUACCCAUACAAUAACCCAACUAAAAAUAACCUUGCGAGGAGGUUUGAUGGAGUGCGGUGGUGAGUUUGUGACUCAUGCUGCCUAUCUAGGCUCAGAUCACAGCUCGUCUGCACUAGCUCUGCCACCCACAACACCAUACGUUUAAGUCAGACUACUGCAAACUAGCCUCUCACUGCAGCAAACAAGAACAUGUUUGAGUCACUGUUAUAGUGCAACAUCUGGCCUUUUAGUUUCAAUGAAAUCUAUAACGAUAGAGCUGACGUUAUAGAUCGCGACAUGUUUAGUGCAUUUAGUACAUAGCCUUUGUUAACGCAUUUCAUGAGGUCAGAGCAAGAUGUAAACAGGAAGGUGGUGAAAUCUGUCACCUUGUGUUCUUUUAUUGGUGCAUGUAAUGCUAUUGCGAUCAUGCAAACAGUUAUUUAUUACUACAUGAAAACCCUAGAGACUCACAUUUUAGGCCAUUGCUUUCAGAGGGUGUUUGAUGACUGAACGACAGAAAAAGAAAAGAAGGUCAGAAAUAAUUAAUUGCCCUUAGGUCACAGUAGAAGCAAUGUAGGACACAUAUGCUUUAUUAGCUGCAGCGGUGUUACAAUCAUCUAGCAUGCCAUUCAACACAGGGAUGUUUUUAGAGAUUAAAUGCUUCUAGAAAAGGACAAUUUUAUAAGCCAAGCCUGUUUUUUUUUUUUUUUUUUUUUGUACAGUAUUUUGACGAGUUGAUGUAAGCAUAGCUAUAUUCACAAAAGUGGGCAUACAUACUAAAUAAAUAGUAAACAAACCUAUUUCUAAUGUAAUAUUUGGAUAAAGGUAUUCGCUUAGGUAUGUUUUGAUCAGACUUGCUAGGCUAGUUUAGGAUGCUAUUUUUUGAUGGGUUAAACUUAAAUAGCUUACGGUUACAGUUUCUUGCUAUGAUCUUCCUCUUGCAAAGACACUCAGACAGGUUUUCUAAAAUCUUAUAUUGAAUAACUUCUGCUUUUUUACAAAAAAAUAAAAAAGUUUCAAAUUCAUCAUAAUAUGGAAAGGUAAUGAUACACCUUCAUGGUGUCUUUCUUAAAAGCAUCAGUCAUUGGAUAUUUGACAGAGUUAGAAUUUUUGGAAAAUCCAUAUUUUAU
Carassius gibelio (silver crucian carp) is the source of this 9767-nucleotide messenger RNA. RefSeq names its product NT-3 growth factor receptor. The transcript has 17 exons. NCBI's taxonomy places the organism in Eukaryota, Metazoa, Chordata, Actinopteri, Cypriniformes, Cyprinidae. Gene Ontology annotation, biological process: multicellular organism development; cellular response to nerve growth factor stimulus; cell surface receptor protein tyrosine kinase signaling pathway. The coding region runs from base 356 to 2803 and encodes 815 amino acids. Gene Ontology annotation, molecular function: neurotrophin receptor activity; neurotrophin binding; transmembrane receptor protein tyrosine kinase activity. The record is from RefSeq and is a predicted model, not a curated record. Gene Ontology annotation, cellular component: axon; signaling receptor complex; plasma membrane.